AUGGCGCCAAGAUCUUCAAGACUGGGAGUUUCGUCGUCUGUAGUACGCAGUUCUUAUCAGAUGAUAAGCGGCAGUUCAGUAGUGGCGUCAUUCUCUUCUGCCUAUUCUGCAAUGACGUCAUAUCAGUCCGACGAUAUUUACCAUGGUGUGACGCCAUCUUUCGAAACAAUGACAUUAUCUAAUGCAGACCACUCUUCCGAUAUUACCACGUCGUCUGAUCAUUUUGUCAGUACAUCAAAUAAUGCAAAGACCAUAACAACCGUCGCAGAAGCCAUGACAACAGAGGCAGAAGACACAACAACCGAGGCAGGAAACACAACAACCGAGGCAGGAAACACAACAACCGAGGCAGAAGAAGCAGGAGACACGACAACCGAGGCAGAAGAAGCAGAAGACACGACAACCGAGACAGAAGAAGCAGGAGACACAACAACCGAGGCAGGAGACACGACAACCGAGGAAGAAGAAGCAGGAGACACUACAACCGAGGCAGGAGACACGACAUCCGAGGCAGGAAACACAACAAUCGAGACAGAAGAAGCAGGAGACACGACAACCGAGACAGAAGAAGCAGGAGACACGACAACCGAGACAGAAGAAGCAGGAAACACAACAACCGAGACAGAAGAAGCAGGAGACACGACAACCGAGGAAGAAGACACGAGACACUAA
Messenger RNA from Lottia gigantea (owl limpet), 672 nucleotides. RefSeq lists its product as hypothetical. The transcript has a single exon. Lineage: Eukaryota; Metazoa; Mollusca; Gastropoda; Lottiidae. The coding region runs from base 1 to 672 and encodes 223 amino acids. The record is from RefSeq and is a predicted model, not a curated record.